Cololabis saira (Pacific saury) is the source of this 633-nucleotide messenger RNA. RefSeq names its product receptor-transporting protein 2-like. Gene Ontology annotation, molecular function: olfactory receptor binding. Lineage: Eukaryota; Metazoa; Chordata; Actinopteri; Beloniformes; Belonidae. Bases 13 to 492 code for a protein of 159 amino acids. Gene Ontology annotation, biological process: protein targeting to membrane; protein insertion into membrane. The record is from RefSeq and is a predicted model, not a curated record. The transcript is spliced from 2 exons.
GAUACAGCACAGAUGGAGCCUCAGGAGUGGAUACGCAUCUUUCAGGAACAGAUAUCCAGACAGAUCCUUAACCAAGCCCACACUUGGCAUCUGGAAUUCGAUGACAACAUUAUGGGUCAAAACCCAGGACGGGAGCAAUACAUCAGGACCACACGUGCCAGGUUCAGAUGCAGCAAGUGUAAGAGAAGCUGGCCUUCCAACCGGGUGAUGGUGCUCUUCCACAUGCGGCUCUUUGACGGCCAGGGAACCGUCAAAGUGAGGCCGUUCCGCCAGAACUGCAAGAGGUGUGCCGAAGCUCCUAUGGAGAAGCCCGAAGUCGACGCAGAAAACAUAGAAAUCAUUAUGGAGAACCUGGUGGAGAAAAUAAGAAUAAAAUGUUACCAUGAAAAUCUUGGUCAAAAGAACAGGAAGCCCAGAAGCUUUGAUGUCAAAAGUCCACAUGAGCCGGCUCAUUGUGAGGGAUGCAAACAAGGAAUCUGUACAAGGGAUUAAGUUUAUCAUAAAAUAAGAUCAUGUUAAGGAUUUCUUUGUACUUAUAAAGCAUUAAAAAUCUCUGUAAAAUGUGUAUUUAAAUCACAUUUAACUCUGUCAAGUGCUAAACUUUGUUUACAUGAAGCCUGUGCGUGUUUGAUU